Molecule: messenger RNA, 6799 nt
Organism: Fopius arisanus
Lineage: Eukaryota; Metazoa; Arthropoda; Insecta; Hymenoptera; Braconidae
Product: dual specificity protein kinase pom1
Biological process (GO): peptidyl-threonine phosphorylation; peptidyl-serine phosphorylation
Cellular component (GO): cytoskeleton; cytoplasm; nucleus
Molecular function (GO): protein serine/threonine/tyrosine kinase activity; ATP binding; protein serine/threonine kinase activity
Source: RefSeq, a predicted model, not a curated record
GGUUUUUUGACAAGUGCCGAGUGUUGUGUUGUGAAUUGUGCCUGAGGAUUAGUGCGAGAUCUUCAAGGACUUGACAGCCUGCUCCAGUGGAGGAGGGAUCCCCAGGAUGUCAACGUCGGGGGCUCAACGAUCCGAUCCUUCCACCAAUAUAUCAAAUAAACCAAGCAGAGUUCAUCAUCAAUCGACAAUACAUCUCAACAUAUGUACCUGCCACGUAACUAACGCACACGCAAUCAUUGAUUAAAAUCAAUACUGCCAUAAUACAACGAUUCAAUGAAUCAAAUAGCGAUUGAAUUAAAUCGGUUGUAGUUAAGAUGAGACGGGUGAGGAGGUGUUGUGAUUUUCGCCAGAGAUAUAUCCCAGGGUAAAACGAUACUUGGGACGAUGAAUGAAUGAUAUUAAUCGACAAUUAGAGUAGAAGAAUCAUCAAGUGGUGUAAGACGAUCGUUUGAAUCGAGACUUGAGACAAUUGAUCAGAGGAGAAAAUAAAUAGAUAAGAUGUUGGGUGUCAGUCAGCCAAGCAAUCCACCAUCGAGUCUACGGCAUUCAGCGAGUUUCUCCUGUCUUCAAAGAACCUCUGGUGAGGGUGGACAUCGGGCAAGAACAUCGACUCUUCCUCAACAGCCAAAUCUACAGCUAUCAGCUGCACAGCAUUACGGUGGACCAAGCUCGUUGCAGCAGUCAUCAAGACAAGUUGAUAUUGACUGUAUUCCUGAUAGUAACGAUUACGGUUUUGUUAGAACACGACCGAGAUUACGCAGCACCAAUUCAACAGUUCUGAGAGAAGAGCAGGAGCGCCACUGCCAGCAGAAAUUCUAUGAUUCUGAGUGUGUUUAUUCGCAAUCAUCAAAGAUCAAGGAUAGAGAGAUACUUGAGGCAACGAAAAAUCGAGAGAUUGUUAAGAAUCAAAAUCCUUUGAGAGGUGCACUAAUUCUGUUCACCGCUUCAACGUCAUCCUGGUGGAAGGCAAAGCAGAGAGAGGAGUUGUCAGGCAAUUCUAUGGUGACACCUCUGUCGUGCGGUUCAGAGACCAGCAGAAAGUGGUCAAACGGCUCCACAAUGACACCUCCAUCAUCCGAGAGGAAGUGGCUGCCCCUGACAUCAUCUGGUGUACCGUCCAGUGAGCGCAAGUGGUCUUGCAAUUCAAUAACCUCUCAAGAGAAUGACAGAAAGUGGACAAGUGCAUCUGUUUCGCCAACAUCGAACAAUCAGGAUCGCAAGUGGAGAUCAUUGGGUGCACUUCUUCGAACACCAGUUACUCAGGUGUCCCAAGCAAGUCCCAAUGCAUUUGGGCAGAAUAUGAGUGUAUCAUUGAUUGAAAAUGGUCAUGAUCCACGCGAGUGCUCCACUGUUGGAUCAUCUGGGAAGACAAUGAGGUACCCACAGCCGACAUCAUACUCCGCUAGAGUAUCGAGAACUAGCAGAGACACGUACAGAGAGAGUGGUGACUUCACCCAGAGAUCGAGCAAGGUCAGUCGAAGACUCUACCAAGAGUCAAAUGAUCUGUCCGAGAGUGAGGAGCAGAAGAGAAAGACAAGGCACUGUGAGGAGGAGUCGAAGCUCAAGGGCCAGACUAUCGAGGCGCGUGCAACAUCAACUAGAUCGGGUAGAGCCCAGAGUUUCUAUCUUCUCGAUGACUUUCUCAAGCCCCAACCGCAAUCAUCAAAGUGCUCAAUGAACUUUCAUCUACCUUCGUUCUACAAAACUGAGAGGAAUGCUAGAUUGAGUGAAACUAAACCAGUUAGCGUUAGAAAUCCAACCAACAUAACACCACCACGACGUCACAAUUCAAGUUCAGACAGUCUUGAAGUUGCAACGAGCCCAUUACCACCACCGGUACCACCACCACCACCACCUGAGGCUACUGGUGUAAAUGGUGUAGCUAAGGAGAGGGAGAGACUUGAAAUUGGAAGGGAGAAAGAGGGAUGUCCCUGCAAAAUGUGCUGGGCCAAUCUUCAGCAGAGAUCAUUUCGGGAUGAGGUGAGUAGGAGAUCAAAAGAACGGGCGUCCAUUCACCAAGAUAAGGGGAGGAGUCCUGGAACGCUGCACAAGGAUGUCAAUGGCGGUGGGACUAAGGUCAGUGGAAAACCAGUUGGUGGUGUGGGAUCAGCUACCCUGACUGCGCUGUCAUCCAUCAGCACGACCAAUGGAAACAGGAGUAAAAAUCCAGCAUCGCACGAGAAGCUACCGUCAUUAGGCAGCAAUAAACCGUCGCGAGACACGACAGACAACAAUGCUAAUAACUCAACGUCGAAUAAUAUUCACAAUGUGCCCCUGCACGAUCCACUCAACACGAGUGUUCACAAGGAUGCUUAUGGACGUAGAUUGCCCAUGACACCGCAAGAAGCCACCAAGUACUAUGGGCCACGGUUAACCGAGUACGAGCGUACAGAGAUUGAAAAAUACUCGGAGAUCUGGUACUUGGGUCUAUCGGCGUGUAAAAUUCAUGGUGAAGAGGGAUCUGAGAACAGCGGUUACGACGAUGACACCGGUAGCUACCACAAAAUUCCCCACGAUCAUAUUUCCUACAGAUACGAGAUACUUGAGGUUAUUGGCAAGGGUAGCUUUGGCCAGGUAAUUAGGGCACUUGACCACAAGACUGGACAGCACAUUGCCAUUAAGAUCAUCAGGAACAAGAAGAGAUUUCAUCAUCAGGCACUCAUUGAAGUUAGAAUUCUCGAUCACUUGAGGAAGAAGGAUUUGGAAGUUGACUCGCAGCACAACGUCAUUCACAUGCUCGAGUACUUCUACUUUAGAAAUCAUCUGUGCAUUAGUUUUGAGCUCAUGAGUUUUAAUCUCUACGAACUCAUCAAGAAGAACAACUACCAGGGAUUCAGUCUCAGUCUGAUUCGUCGAUUGGCAAAUUCCCUCAUAAAUUGUCUUCGACUUUUGCACCGAGAGAAGAUAAUCCACUGUGACUUGAAACCGGAGAACAUUCUCUUGAAGCAGCGUGGUAGCAGUGCUAUCAAAGUCAUUGAUUUUGGCUCAUCGUGCUACAGUCAUCAGAGAGUUUACACGUACAUUCAGUCGAGAUUCUACAGAAGUCCAGAAGUCAUAUUGGGUUUACCAUACGGUACACCCAUUGACAUGUGGAGUCUUGGAUGCAUUUUGGCUGAAUUGUACACAGGAUAUCCACUGUUUCCUGGUGAAAAUGAGAUUGAACAACUUGCAUGCAUCAUGGAGGUACUGGGACCUCCACCCGAGUCACUCAUUGCACUGGCAACUCGACGCAGAUUAUUUUUCGAUUCCAAAGGAAAUCCAAGAUGUGUAGUCAACAGCAAGGGAAGAAAACGACGUCCUGGCAACAAGACAGUGGCAAUUGCCCUACGUUGCAAUGACACAUUAUUUGUGGAUUUCGUCAGCAGAUGUCUCGAAUGGGACUCGAAGAAACGAAUGACCCCCGAUGAGGCGAUGCGCCACGAGUGGCUGAACAGCUCGUCAUCCCACGCCUCAUCAAUGGUCUCCUCAAUAGUAUCGUCAAUGAUCAACUCAGCUGUUGAGCCAACGAAUCAAACGAGUCACGCUCAAUCAGUCAACGUAUCAUCACGUCCACGUGCAACAACACUGGAGGAUCCACAGCAGCAGUACAGCCUCUAUCGUCUAUAUCGUGGUCGCAAGUGCGUGUCAAAGAUAACAGCAAUAGACAGCGGUGAUAAUGGCACAAUGGUGGUUAAAGGUAAAUUAAAUGGUAGUGCAAGUAGUCAUGCAUUGACAUCUGGUACACAGCCAGCUGCAUCGAGGCAUGCAUCAACUGGUGACAUUGUUGCUAGUCUUGAUCCAAAUCUCGAUGAUUCUGGUACAUUUUUGCCACCGAUAUUGUGAGCUAAAGCCACUAAAUCCAGUGUCAGCCACUUUUGAAUUACGACUCAUUUAUUGGCUUUUUUUUACCCCUCUUUAUCGAAUUAAUUUGUUAAUAAUCAAUGCUUGCGUCGGGACCACGAUGAGCCCGUGAUAAAUUCGUGUGUGUUUCACUGAAUUUCUGAGACAGCUCAAUCCCCACGAUAUGUCAGUGCGAGAAAUUAAACGAGGGGGUAAUCGAGGCCAACUGAGAGUAAGGGUGAAUGAUUAUCGUGAGAAAAAUUGAAAUUGAAAGUAAAUAUUGACGUGGAGAUGCCUAAAAUCAAGAUCUAGAGACCAAAGGGCUCCCGGGGAUGAGGUGAAUCGAUGAUUAAUGAAAAAUUAUUAUCACCUUUGACGAUUUAAUUAAGACUGCUAGGUGAAAUAACCACGGGAAUAAAAAUCGUGAGGAUAACAAUCGAGUCAUCAGUUCGAGGGCCCUAAAUUACUGAUUGAGGGAUUUUUUUUUUAAGGGGGAGAUAGAGAGAAUUUACCCCAGUUACACAAGGCCUGAGUAGUCUUAUUGUGAUAUUAAACUACCACUGUCUUACUUAGAUCUCCGAUAAUAAGAAUUAACAGUUAAUCGUAAUUAAUGAAUUAUUUGAUUUCUCUCCGCUAUUAACUUUCUACUGUUGUUAUAGUUAUCUUUUUUUUUUUUUUUUUUCUCUUUUGGUUAUAAAUUUAUUAACAUUCAUUGUCAAUUAUUCUUCUAUGUUGAUAAUUAUGAAUUAUGCAAUCACAGUCACUGCCUGCCACAUGCUCGGUUUAAUAGGGAAUUAAUCUCUUUGUUUUGUCGUUCAAUAAAAAGUCUGCGAGUCGAUUUAAAUUAUUUGCAUGACUUUGUGUUACUUAUGUGUCUCGAUGCAUUUGUUUACUUUUUUUUUCUUAUUUUUUUUUUUUUAAUUAAAACUGCACGUCGCAACUAGGAACAAUUGUGGGAAUUUAAGUGAUGUCGAAAGACAGCGUGACAAGACUGAAAAAAUGUUACGUUUAAUUAAAAUCAUGGUGAAUUUCGUCGAGGGCCAAUUGAAUAAUGAGGGAUAAAUGUGACUUAGAGAUUGGAUAUCAUCUGGGAUUUGAUUUUUUUGGGGUGAUUAUUGGUAUAUCCGUCCUCAUUCGAUUGAAUUGCAGAUGGUUUGAGGAAUAUUCGAUACAAUAACCGCUAUUUCGAAGUAAUAGAUCAUUCGAAAUUGACUGACAUAAAGUAAUUCUAGUUUAAUUUAAUGAAAAAUGAGGGAUUAACGAGGAAUUCUCGAAUAGUUGCUGAAUUAUCAUCAUUUAUUUCCCCAUGUGACAACUCAUCUCAUUCUAGUUGAUAAAUGAAAAAAAAAAUGAAAGAAGUGAAUAAUACAUGUAGCGAAGUUAUAUUUAAUUAUAAGAUUACGAUUAGACGUAAGAGUCGUGUUUACAAUGAAAAACAAAAUAUCAAAAAUCAAGAUAGAAAUACUGGAAUAAACAAAACGGCAAUGUGCGAUGGAGAAACAAAAUUAUGUGUAAAAAAAGUAUAAGGAAUCAGUAAUGAUUAACGAGUUUAACAUGGCAGUGAUUGAAUAGAAAGAAUAGAAUGAAAAUAUAAUGGAUUCAUACGGUAUAUCGUAUGCGUAGAUGUGUAAAAAUCACAAUAGGUAAAAAUUGAAAAAAAAAAAAACGAAUAAAUAACUUGAAUUAAGCGAAUAGCAAGAUACUCUCUCGUGUGUACAGUUUUACGUUUUUAGGUGUGUUCAAUUAUAUACAGCGGGAACAAAUGUAUGUGUACAGGAACUUUAACACGAAAAUUGAAAAAAAAAAAAAUGUGUCUACGUACGUCUAAACGACUUCUUACUAUUUGCAUUAUUGUAUUCAAUACCCUAAGGAGAAUUUCAGAGAAAAUGGCUUUUUAUGGAGAUUAGAAAAUUAUUGUGAGAGCUGAGGAGAUUCUAUUCGUUGAUAACUAGUCACCUUUUGAUGAUGUUGGAACGAUAAUAUUGGAAAUUCAAUUGAAUAGCUCACAGUUGAGAGGACCAGUGAAUUAUUUGACUUGAAUUACAUUUUUAUUAUGCUUGAUAUUCAGUAAUCAUUUAAAAUGGCUAAUAUUUUUUAUUCUCCUCAACUUGUGGAGUAAUCAUGCUCUCGUGGAUGCUUUGGUCGAUAAAAAGAUUUUGAUUAGCUAAUUACAGCUCCUCAUCUCGAUCUGUAAAUCCCCAUUAUUCGAAGAAAAUUAAAAAACGAUAAACGAAAUGAAAUUCUAAAUAAUACGAGAUCUAAGGAGAACCCAUUAGACGCCUAAUAGGACAAUCAAAUACGCAAUCUAGCGUUCUAUCGUCGGAGAUCAUUAGAUUUAAGAUCAUCAUUGAUUUUUAGGAUGAGGGGGGAGCAGAGGCCAUUUUUCUCAUCGAUUUCAAAUUUUAUACAAAAAAGAAAGACUUUGGAAAAGUGACAAAAAAACAAAAGUGCUGCUUCCUCAAUUUUCUCAGUGAAAUUGUUUUCGUGACCAAAAUUUGUUUACCCUGUAGUGGAGAUUAAUUGCUUGUCCUCCAGUGAAUAAUACAAGUACUUGAAGGUGCAAUGGCUCCCGACAUAAAACAUCAGUCUCAUCUCAUAAACGUGCGAAUGGGUAUGUUUUGUAGGAAUAAAUAAGUACAGAUUAAACUGAUGCAAAAAUGCAAAUGCAAAGCUAGAAAGAAAUGAGUGAAUUGUGAUUUGCGGCACAGAUAUUCGUACAGGAAUAAAUCUGUGUGUAAUAAACGUAAAAUAAUCGUCAAUUUUUCACUCCCCCUCCCCUCCAACAUUGAAUGUUGAACUCAAAAUAAUGAAGAAUUGACGAAUUAAUUGAACAAUGUCUACGUAUUAGUGUAUAAAGGUUACGAUAACUAAAGAAUCAAGACGAUUUUCUUUUUUUUGUAUCAUUUGUUCGUUGAUUUUCAUUGUCUUACUGCGUUUGUCUUUCAUUAAUCUGUGUAAUAAAGGUGAUGCAGAAUACAAA